CCCCGUCUGACCCUUUACGUCACUUGACCCAAAAUGGCCGCGCUCUCCGGGCUUUCACUUGUUUUUCCCGGGAUAGAAAACUGAAUUUAAAACGCGAGGAAAGGUAGUUUUUUUAUUUGAGACAUUUAAAACUGUGGUUACGUUUGUUCGAAGCAAUACUUUUAUCUAGCCAUGGGGUUCGAACGAAUUUUGAGCGGAGUUUUCAAAUUUCCACCGUGUCGAAAUGUGUGGAUGUCCGCUUCAAUUGGUAGCGGUGGUUCCGCUCCACUCACUAUAUCUGGAUUACACAGCGGGAAACUUUUCAACACAGGCCGACAACUGCAAGCUCGUCGCAGCCUUUCCACCUCCGCCCAACCAUCCAAAGAUGUCACCUUGUUCGAGCACGACAGAACCCGCUUCUUCCGGCUUCUCGCUGUCUUCUGUGGCGGACAGUUUGUCUUCUGGACCUAUCUGGCUCAGUUCGCUUUUACUGGACUAAGAGACACGGGGGGAGAAAAGGCGAAGCAAAACACCAAACUGGCCACUACGACGGGUCUAGCCGGCAUGUGGAGCUUUGAAAUGAACUUGGGUUCGAACGCCUGGAGGUACGGCUUCACCCUGGGAUGCCUGACGAUAGGAGGAGGGAUCGUCGGCCUCGGGGCUCUGUUCUGCCGGCGCUCUGUUUUUAAGGUGAUUCUACACGAAGGUGGAAAGAUGGUGACAGUUUGGACGCAGUCGCCUUUGGGCCCAGGCCAAGGCAGGAGGAUUACUGUGCCACUGUCCCAGGUGGCCUGUCACGCCCACAGACAGGAGUCCACAUCCUUCAUUCCCCUGAGAGUCAAGGGACACAAAUUCUACUUUCUGCUGGAUAAAGAGGGGGCAAUGAAGAACGCCAGGCUGUUUGACGUCACUGUGGGCGCAUACAGGCCAAUUUAAAAGAGGGUGCCAGACAAGCUGCUUUUUUUUGAGUCAUUGUGUUUGGUUUUUAAUUAAAGUAAAACAUGACCCAAUGUUUUCAAAUUUCUCUUUUUUAUGAUAAUAAAAAAAUAUGCUAAAUGGUAACAUCAAUACUAAUGUCUACUGUAAAUGUAAAAAAGGUAAUUUAUACUCAUACAUACAGUGAUCUGCUCCAUGAGGAUAGCAUUGGUGGCCUCAGUUUCGUGCAGCAGGCUGUUCAUGUGCUCCAUGCUGCGCGUGGCUGUGUUCAGCUUUUCAGAUAGCUCCUCUUUGGUUGGCUCCACUGUCCACACAAAUGGUUCUAGAUGGUCCAAUCAAGGUGACAUGAGAUUUAAUAAAAUA
Molecule: messenger RNA, 1278 nt
Organism: Oryzias melastigma (Indian medaka)
Lineage: Eukaryota; Metazoa; Chordata; Actinopteri; Beloniformes; Adrianichthyidae
Gene: tmem223
Product: transmembrane protein 223
Exons: 1
Coding region: 172-915 (247 amino acids)
Biological process (GO): nervous system development
Cellular component (GO): mitochondrion
Source: RefSeq, a predicted model, not a curated record